GUCUCCCAAGACGGAGCAGCAGCAGCAGCAGCAGCAGCAGCAGAGCGACUCCGACCAGCAGCAGCUUCUCUCUCCAGCUUCAUCUGAGGGGUGUCCACUCUGCAUUCACACUUCACAGUCCUGCCACAGAUCAUCCAGCCUGAACUAUCGCCACCAUGUCUGAUAAAGGCGUCGCCCCGACUCCCUCUCCUGCACCCCCUCCUCCCACUGGACCCCGUCCCAAGGUGACGAACCGCGGUCGCACCUCAACUCCCAUCGCCAGCUCCAACUCUGACACAAUGGACGUACCUGAGGUGGAGUACUUUGGCUUACCGGGCCCGAGAGGGUUUCCACCUCUGACUGAGUUUCUUGACAUCUGGAACGUGGACAUGAUGAGGAGGCCUGAUGAGAUCAACAAGAAGCAGCACCACACCAUGUUGUACAACUCGGACUAUCUCGUCAUCCGUCGAGGGCAAGAGUUCCAGAUCAAGAUCGUCUUCAAUCGUCCCUACAAACCUGCUGAAGACAAGUUCGCUGUGGAGUUUACCAUCGGCUCCAGCCCUCAGUACAGCAAGGGCACCUACAUUCCUGUCUUCCCCACCAAAGAGCGCCAGAGCUCCUGGGAAGGCCGCAUCACAAACACCUCCGACAACACGGUCACCAUGGGCAUCACUCCUGCGGCAAACUGCAUUGUGGGGAAGUACCACUUGUACAUCGCUGUGAUGACCCCCUUCGGCAUCCGUAGGACCAGACGGGACGAAAGCCGAAACCUCUAUAUCCUCUUCAAUCCCUGGGUGGCGGCUGAUGCUGUGUUUCUGGAUGAUGAGAAAGAGAGGCAGGAGUGUGUGAUGACUGAGAUGGGGAUCAUCUACCACGGUGCAUAUGACGACAUCGCUGAGAGAAACUGGAACUAUGGACAGUUUAACUAUGGAGUCCUGGAUGCCUGUCUGUACAUCAUGGACAGGUCUGAAAUGCCCAUCACCAACAGAGGAGACCCCAUCAAGGUGACCAGAAAGGCCUCUGCUAUGCUGAACUCUCGUGAUGAUGAAGGCGUGCUGGUGGGGAACUGGAGCGGCGACUACACCUACGGAGUGGCACCCACUUCCUGGACUGGCAGCACAGAAAUCCUGCUCAGCUACGCCACCGGCAAGAUGCCCGUCUGCUAUGCCCAGUGCUGGGUCUUCGCCGCUGUCUUCAACACCUUCCUGCGUUGUCUGGGCAUCCCAUCGAGGGUCGUCACCAACUACUACUCCGCUCAUGACAACGAUGGAAACCUGAAAACUGACAUCAUCCUGGAUGACAACGGCAGGAUCGACCGCAGUCGCACCAAAGACUCCAUCUGGAACUAUCACUGCUGGAAUGAGUGCUACAUGGCCAGACCAGACCUCCCAAUCGGCUUUGGAGGCUGGCAGGUUGUGGAUGCAACGCCCCAGGAGACCAGUGACGGCAUGUACAGAUGUGGCCCUGCAUCAGUCCGAGCCAUCAAACAUGGACAGAUAUGCUACCCAUUCGAUGCUGCCUUUGUGUUUGCUGAGGUCAACAGCGAUGUGGUGUUUUAUUCCCGGAGUAAAGAUGGAACCAUGGUGCCUGUCAAAGUCAACCAGACCCACGUAGGUCGCAUGGUUUUGACCAAAGCUUCAGGAGACAUGACCCGCCGCGACAUCACCGAUCAAUACAAGUUUCCUGAGGGUAGUAACGAGGAGCGGACCGUUCUGGAAAAGGCGGAGGAGUACGGCUGCGAACGAGAGAAGUCCAGCCCUGCUGAAGCUGACGUGGACCUGGUCCUGCCCACCCUGGAGGUCAACGUGGGCGACGACUUCGAGCUGAACCUGGAGUUCAUAAACAAGAGUGACCAGCGCCGUGUCGUGGACGCCUACAUCAGUGGGAGUGUGGUGUAUUACACUGGAGUCACCAGCUCCGAGUUCCUGUUCAGGGACCCCACAGUGACGGUUGGCCCCAAAAAAAGUGUGAAGGAGUUGGUGCUGGUUGAGGCAAAGAGCUACAUGAAGCAUCUGGUGGAGCAGGCCAACCUCCACUUCAUUGCCACUGGGAAGGUCAAGGAGACCGGCCAGAUCGUCACCACCAUGAAAGUCGUCACCCUGCGCAAUCCCAAAAUCACCGUCACGGUGUCCGAGGGGGCCAGAGUGAGUGAAGAGAUGAUGACGACUGUGGAGUUCACAAACCCCUUCAGCUUCGGCCUGGAGGACGUCUACAUUCGCAUGGAAGGACCCGGGAUCAUGCUGCCCAAGUUCAAGUAUUACAGUCUGAUCCCAGGCGGCUCCUCCCUGACCUGGACCGAGUUUUUCACCCCGCAGAGGGCUGGCAACACCAGGGUGAUCGUCACUCUGGACUGUCCUGCUCUCAGGCAGGUCCACGGCCAAGCGUCUGUCACCAUCGAGCCCUGAGCAUCUAUGCAGGAUCACGGACAGCAACGUCAUGCGGCUCACUUACACUUCAGCCCAAAUAUAGGCCUAUAACAUAGUUACGUAUCUGUAGGUUUAGUUAGAUCUAUAAAAAAAUGCUCUAAUUUCUAAAAGUGAAGGUUUAAAAAGAGGCUAAUCAACAAAUUUUUGCACCAUAUCAAACAUUUUGACAGCAAUUUGUCACUCAUUCAUUACUUCCUUUAUCAUAAGACCCUCAAUAUUUUACUCUAUACUGAGAAGUAAACCAUGAUUUUGGACUUGAAUUAAUCAGCGUCAUUUUGCUUUGCUUAACCUUCACAUCUAUAAAAUGCAAUGCACUGCAUUCUGAGACUGUUAGCAGAAAGUAGUGAACAUGCCAGACAGACAACACUGUUUUGUGGAAUUUUUGAGGGUCUAUGAAUUCAAAGAAAAUAAAAUAGCAGAGAGUAUAUGCAGGGCUCUUUAGGCUCAAUAUGGAGGGUUCUCUGACACAGCCUGUGGUUAUUUUAAAGCUGCCUUAAUCAAUUUUGACCACCAGGGGGCAGAAUUACUUCCAAAACAAGCUGGCAGACACAUAUUCCUGAUAUAUUAUCAAUAAGAGCUAUAAUGCUAGUAAAAUGUUGUUUUCUGCUUAUCUGACAUAUUUACCUCCAUUAUUCACUAACUCCUGAGGAAUAUAUCUGGGUCACUAUCUGUUAAGUGUUCUUAACUGUAUUCACCACUAGUUUACUGGAUUUAUUAGAGCUGUAUUUUCUGAAAAUGGCUUCCUGCAGCUGCUGGAAACACGGCUGGUGAGGACGGGGAGGCUGAUCAAAACAAACAACCACAAACAAUAAGCUAAACCGAGUUAAACAGCUCAGUAGAACUACAGCGCUGGGUGAUAAUUCUCAGUGGAUGUGAGAUUGGAGCAAUCCAUUUGAUUUUUGAUUCAAAAUACUGAUUAAUGCAGCUUCAUCUUAAUUUUUGAAACAUACUCCCACUAUGCAGCUACAGCCAUUAAACCAAAGUAUCAGUGUUUCUGCUCGAGAACUGUAAAGAGCUCUUUCUGCCUUUUUACGUCAACUUAUCAUAAUAAUGUUUCUUCACAUUUUUCUUUGUACAACAGCCAACACAAAUAUCAACCAAAUAAAAUAUUCCCUAUAC
Chelmon rostratus (copperband butterflyfish) is the source of this 3524-nucleotide messenger RNA. RefSeq names its product coagulation factor XIII, A1 polypeptide b (gene f13a1b). The record is from RefSeq and is a predicted model, not a curated record. Gene Ontology annotation, biological process: peptide cross-linking; blood coagulation, fibrin clot formation. The transcript is spliced from 15 exons. Gene Ontology annotation, molecular function: protein-glutamine gamma-glutamyltransferase activity. The coding region runs from base 156 to 2384 and encodes 742 amino acids. Lineage: Eukaryota; Metazoa; Chordata; Actinopteri; Chaetodontiformes; Chaetodontidae.